Molecule: messenger RNA, 2051 nt
Organism: Daktulosphaira vitifoliae (grape phylloxera)
Lineage: Eukaryota; Metazoa; Arthropoda; Insecta; Hemiptera; Phylloxeridae
Gene: Alg12
Product: probable Dol-P-Man:Man(7)GlcNAc(2)-PP-Dol alpha-1,6-mannosyltransferase
Exons: 9
Coding region: 209-1780 (523 amino acids)
Biological process (GO): protein N-linked glycosylation
Cellular component (GO): endoplasmic reticulum membrane
Molecular function (GO): alpha-1,6-mannosyltransferase activity
Source: RefSeq, a predicted model, not a curated record
ACGCAAUACGAUAUGCGCAAUCAAAUUUUAACCGGCUGUUAACUGUUAAAUUUGCUCAUCUAGUACAUUUAUUUAUUAAUUUUAUUUAAAAAAAUGCGAGAACAAUAAUUACUGAAUUAAGUUUGAUUCACCUUGAACUAUAAUCGUCAAUGAUGCACUGAUGUGAACAAUUAUAUAAUCAAAUCAAUUUUCUUCAUUAUUUCAUAUCAUGGAAAACAUUUUAUAUGUGGUCUCUGCUGUGCAUCUCACUUUAUGUCCAUUUACCAAAGUUGAAGAGAGUUUUAACAUACAAGCAAUGCAUGAUAUUUUAUAUUUGAAAGGGAAUCUAUCACAAUAUGAUCAUUUAGAGUUUCCCGGUGUUGUACCUCGAACAUUUAUAGGACCUUUAGUGAUAUCAGCUUUAGCAUAUCCAGUUUUCAUAAUUCUUAAGUUUUAUGAAUUCAACAAAUUUUACAGUCAGAUUUUGGUCCGUGCAGUUCUUGGAGCAAUAGUUAUCACGAGUAUCAAGUAUUUUCAAAAAUCAAUUAAAAAAGUGUUUGGUAAAGGGGUAGCUCGAUGGUUUAUUGUUAUAACUGCAUCUCAAUAUCAUUUGAUGUUCUAUUCAAGCAGACCUCUUCCAAAUAUGUUGGCAUUUCCUUUAGUUAUGGUAGCAUUAAGUUCUUGGAUUAGAGGAAAUCAUACUAUUCUCAUAUGGAGUUCUGGCGUUGCUGUUUUGGUUUUUCGAUCAGAGCUAGUUAUUUAUCUAGGAGUUAUUGUAUUAAUAGAAUUAUUAUAUAGCCGUCUAGGAGUAUUAAGAUUAUUGAAACUUGGAUGUCUAUGUUUACUAACUAUUCUUAUACUAAAUGCAGCUGUUGAUUCUAUAUUUUGGGGUCGUUUAUUAUGGCCAGAAGGUGAAGUAUUAUGGUUCAAUACAAUACUGAAUAAAAGCAGCCAGUGGGGUACUUCACCAUUUUUAUGGUAUUUUUAUUCAGCAAUACCACGUGGUUUAGGAUGUUCUUUAUUUUUGGUACCUUUCGGCAUGAUUUAUGAUAUACGAAUUACAAGACUUAUUAUACCAGCAUUGAUUUUUGUUAUAUUGUAUUCUAUACUACCACAUAAAGAGUUACGUUUCAUAAUUUAUAUUUUUCCAGUAUUAAAUGUUUCCACUGCAGCAUUUUGUCACAGGAUAUGGCAAUCAAGAUUGAAUCCUAAAGGAUUAAUCAAUUUAAUUGCAUUGGCAUUUUGUGCUGGUCAUAUAAUUGGAAAUAUAGUUUUUACCAUAUUAUUAAGUAGCGCAGCAAUGAAAAAUUAUCCAGGUGGUACAGCAAUAACAAUAUUACAUAAAUUUGAAAAUAAUGUAAAUGCCAAUUAUUCAAUUCAUGUUGGAAAUCUUGCUGCACAAACGGGUGUUACACGUUUUACUCAACUCAGUAAUAAUUGGAUUUAUAAAAAAACAGAAAAUCUUAAAGCAGGAUGUGAGGAACUUAUGUCUUUCACUCACUUAAUUGUUGAUGCAAGCAGUAGAGAUAAUGGAGAAAUGUUACCAUAUCGUCAUACUCACACAGUAAUUACAACUGUGUUAGGAUUUUCCAAUAUUAACUUUAAUUAUAAUCAAUUUCCACCUGUAAAGAUUAAAACUAAACCACAAAUAUUUGUGUUAAAAAGAAAUGCAGAGAAAAUAAGUGUGAAAAGUAGCAUUAAAAAAAUUGUUGAAAAAUAUAAAAAUACGUAUGAACCAAUUUUAAAACCAGAUUUAGAGGAAAAUAACAUUAAACGUGGAAGAAUGAAAAUGAUAACAUAAGGGUGAUUUAUAAACAAUAAAUUAUAUAUAUUGAAAGCUCAACUUUAUUUAAAAAGUUAUUAAGCUCAAAAUUUUACUACUGCUUAGUGUGAUAAUUAUUUAGGUUAACAUCAUAAAAAAUUGAAUGAAGCUUUUAAAAUACUAAUGUUGAAAUGUAUGGUGCUAUAAUGUGUUCACUUAAUAAUGAGUAAUAGUAAUAAAAUAGUUGAGAGUAAUUAUAUAAUACUACAGAGUAAGAAGUUAAACACUUUUCUUGUACAAUUAUAAUAAA